UUUCCAAUCAAAAUUUUCAAUAUUUACAUUUUUUUUCCAGAAAUAAAAAAAAAUAGGCUGAUUUAAUGUUGAUUCAUUGAUUUACUCAUCCUCAAAUUGUGUUUGUCGCUGGCGACCACUCCCCAGCUCCUUGAGUGGACAGAUUAAAAGGAUAGACCAUGUAACGACCAUGUAACGACCAUGUACUCUAGAUACUCGAGAGGCUCUGACCCUCUUAACCUUUACUUGCUCGUCAAUCCACGCUAAUCCCUCCAAGGUUAAAAGGCUCAUGCCUCUCGCGCAUCAAACAUCUCAUAGCAAGUGGUGAAAAUAGCGCCAGACGCUUCUGGGUUGUCGUCGUUGUCUGAACCUCAGCUCAGUCUCCCGCUCAAUCGCCGACAUGUUUGCCCACAUAUGACUCGCGCCUGCGGCAUAAUCCAUUAAUUGGCGAUGGAGCACCAAUGACAAUUCGUGGCUCAGCAGAGAUUCUCUCAUCACGGUUCCUAGUGGGACCUCGUACACUGACUUGUGAGCGUGAAGAUUAACCCUCUGACCCCUUGGUAGUGCUGGAAGCCUUGCCCCUGUUUCAUCCACUCAGGGGUCUUAAACCCUUACUGAGUCUGUGAUCCAUUUACAACAUGACAUUUGACAUGUUUGAUAUUUAUGGCACAUUGAAUCUUCUGUUAAAUGGGAGUCGGCACACAGCUGCCACCAUUUAAAAGUUCUAGUAGGCUUUUUUUUUAGGGAGGAGGUGGCUUAAGGUUUGGUGCGAACAGACUGCUAUUUUGAACGGUUCAUAAUUCCCUCCGCCUCGUCUCAGGUUACAGGUGAAGAAAAGAGCCCCAAGGCUUGAUGCUGUCACCACCGCGCUUCAAUAAAGGCCUCAUGUUCUUGAGUGAUGAGCAGUGUGGUGAUUUCACCUCGUCGAAAUUAUGGCCAACCAACGUGCGUCGGGGAGUCUUUGUAAUGGUCAAAACAACAGAUCGAAACCGGAGUUCAGACCAUUCAGAGAUUCCCUCAACCAUUUGGCACAAUUUGAUCGACCGGAAACCGGUUGUUCAAAUUUCCUAUCAGUCAGGUAAGGAAAUAGUUGACCAGAAAAGAAAUACUCGCAAUGGAACGAGCGAGUGCCCCGUCAAGGAUCCUUGCGAGUGACCGCCGAACAUCAAGAACAGAUCUAGAGGGCUGCAAAGCUUCUUAGGGCAUAGCCCGCUUACGAUUCCCUUUCUGUGCACAGCAUCCUCAAAUAGACCACACAAAGAUACUUAAGCCAAAAUCCCUCCCUGGUAUUUAAUUCUAAAUGAGUAAUUACUGGGUGUGUCAGUGUGUUUUACGUUUGCAGGUAGGCUGGGUGAAGGAGCUCAUUCGUUCCCUGGCUUUUGAGAGUCCCGCAACCCCGCAAAGUCCUCCGACACGCCGCACCGCAAGAGGGUUUUUCCCUUGGGAGUUGUUGAAGAAGCCAGCCGCGUAAGGGGGGGCGGGGGCGACCACCUACAGCUGCCAAGAUGUGUGACAUGGGGGGACUGGAUAACCUGGUGGCCAACACGGCCUACCUCAAAGCCCAGGGUGGCGAUGACAAGGAGAUGAAAAAACGCCGCCGGAGCUUGUCUCUGCCCAAGCCGGACCAAUGCGCUGCGGCGCGAUCCUCCAUCGAUAAGGACUUCACAUCCAUCUGUGAAUGGCAGCCUAUCGGCAAAAAGUUUUUCCGUCAGUUCCUGGCAACCAAUGCCCAGUAUAAGCUCGCAGGCGAUUUCUUAGACGAGCUCUACGACUGGGAUCUGGCCGAAGGCGCGGUCAAAGACAAGACGCGUCAGAACAUCAUCAACAAGUUUUGCAAAGCCGACUCCAAGAACUUCUUGUCCUUUCUCACCGGGGAGGCGGCUGACAAAUGCAAAGCGGUGACAGAUUCCAACUUCAGUGAGGUGAUGAAAGGCAAAGUCCAGGAAGGCGUGAGAGAGUAUUUGAAGGGAAACCCCUUUACAGAUUACCAGACCAGUCCAUUAUUUGAUAAAUUUCUCCAGUGGAAGGAGUAUGAGAAGCAGCCCAUCAGCGACAAGUACUUCUAUGAGUUCAGGACUCUGGGAAAAGGGGGCUUCGGUGAGGUAUGCGCUGUCCAGGUGAAAAACACAGGCCAGAUGUACGCCUGCAAGAAGUUGUGUAAAAAGCGUCUGAAGAAAAAGGGUGGCGAGAAGAUGGCCCUUUUGGAGAAAAAGAUCUUGGAGAAGGUCAACAGUCUUUUCCUGGUCAACUUGGCCUAUGCUUACGACACCAAGACCCACCUGUGCCUUGUCAUGACCUUGAUGAACGGAGGAGACCUCAAGUACCACAUCUACAAUAUAGGCUAUGACGGCAAGGGUGUGGACAAGGGCAUCGAGAUGAAGCGCAUUGUUCACUACACGGCCCAGAUCACCACCGGUAUUCUUCACCUGCAUGCCAUGAAUAUCAUUUAUCGUGACAUGAAGCCCGAGAACGUGUUGCUGGACAGCGUUGGCCAGUGUCGACUUUCAGAUUUGGGUCUGGCCAUCGAGAUUGCCCCUGGCAAAACCGUCACCCAGAUGGCUGGUACCGGAGCGUACAUGGCCCCGGAAAUUUUGAGCAAAACUCCAUACAGGACGUCAGUGGACUGGUGGGCGCUGGGCUGCAGCAUCUACGAGAUGGUGGCCGGCUACACGCCUUUCAAAGGAGCCGAGAGUAAAAAGGAGAAGGUGGAGAAGGAGGAGGUGCAGCGUCGUAUUCUUAACGAGGAACCCAAGUGGGAGCACAAGUGCUUCGAUGCCACCACAAAAGACAUCAUCCAGCUGUUCCUCAAGAAGAAAAUGGACGAGCGUCUCGGCAUGAAGGACAACAUGGAGGAUCCCAGGAAGCAUCCGUGGUUCAAGAGCAUAAACUUUGCCCGUCUGGAGGCCGGCCUGGUGCCGCCCCCGUGGACGCCCAAGCCCAAUGUGGUCUACGCCAAGGACACAGACGACAUCGCCGAGUUCUCCGAAAUCAAAGGCAUCGAGUUUGACGCCAAAGAUGACAAAUUCUUCAAGGAGUUCAGCACGGGCGCCGUGUCAAUCCAGUGGCAGCAGGAGAUGAUCGAAACGGGACUGUUCGACGAGCUCAACGAUCCCAAUCGGAAAGAGGGCGGCGGAAAUGUGGAUGAUGAAAAGAAGUCCGGCACUUGUAUUUUGCUGUAAGAAGACUCCUCCUUCAUUUUUCACAUCGCGUGCAUACUUUUAACAUGUCCAAAUAUAGAUCAUUUUUCAGUGGGGGGGGGG
Molecule: messenger RNA, 3239 nt
Organism: Hippocampus zosterae (dwarf seahorse)
Lineage: Eukaryota; Metazoa; Chordata; Actinopteri; Syngnathiformes; Syngnathidae
Gene: grk7a
Product: G protein-coupled receptor kinase 7a
Exons: 4
Coding region: 1485-3158 (557 amino acids)
Biological process (GO): regulation of signal transduction; protein phosphorylation; signal transduction
Cellular component (GO): cytoplasm
Molecular function (GO): ATP binding; rhodopsin kinase activity
Source: RefSeq, a predicted model, not a curated record